Messenger RNA from Carlito syrichta (Philippine tarsier), 705 nucleotides. It is a transcript of the gene RSPO4, whose product is annotated as R-spondin 4. The coding region runs from base 1 to 705 and encodes 234 amino acids. The transcript is spliced from 5 exons. NCBI's taxonomy places the organism in Eukaryota, Metazoa, Chordata, Mammalia, Primates, Tarsiidae. The record is from RefSeq and is a predicted model, not a curated record.
AUGCGGGCGCCACUCUGCCUGCUGCUGCUCGUCGCCCACGCCGUGGACAUGCUUGCCCUGAACCGCAGGAAGAAGCAAGUGGGCACCGGCCUGGGGGGCAACUGCACGGGCUGCGUCAUCUGCUCAGAGGAGAACGGCUGUUCCACCUGCCAGCAGAGGCUCUUCCUGCUCAUCCGCCGGGAGGGCAUCCGCCAGUUUGGCAAGUGCGUGCACGACUGUCCCCCUGGCUACUUUGGCAUCCGCGGCCAGGAGGUCAACAGGUGCAAAAGGUGUGGAGCCACUUGCGAGAGCUGCUUCAGCCAGGACUUCUGCAUCCGGUGCAAGAGGUGCUUUUACCUGCACAAGGGGAAGUGUCUGCCCACCUGCCCGCCGGGCACCUCGGCCCACCAGCACACACGGGAGUGCCAGGGAGAGUGUGAACUGGGCCCCUGGGGCAGCUGGAGCCCCUGCACACACAAUGGGAAGACCUGCGGCCCAGCCUGGGGCCUGGAGACCCGAGUACGAGAGGCUGGCCGGGUUGGGCAGGAGGAGGCAGCCCCCUGCCAGCUGCUGUCUGAGUCAAGGAAGUGUCCCAUCCAGAGACCCUGCCCAGGAGACAGAAGCACCGGCCAGAAGAAGGGUCGGAAGGACCGACGCCCGCGCAAGGACAGGCCGCUGGACCGCAGGCUGGACGUGCGGCCACACCCGCCAGGCCCACAGCCCUGA